ACAAGGAAAAUCAACAAGUCGCCCAAAGCGCCACCUAAUGACAUUAUUUCCGUGACGUCAGCAUAGAAGAACCCGGAUAGACGUCACAAGUAGAAAUCAACUUGGUGUUUGGAAGAGAAAGAAUUCUCUCGAGAAGAACAUCUUAUGCUAAGAAAGGGAAUUAGUUGAUCCUGUUUUCUUUGUGAUCCUUUAAAAAGAACUUUGCAUUGAUAUGUCCACACCAGCCAGAAGGAGAUUAAUGAGAGAUUUUAAAAGAUUGCAAGAAGAUCCUCCUGCUGGUGUUAGUGGUGCUCCUACAGAUAAUAAUAUUAUGAUAUGGAAUGCUGUUAUAUUUGGGCCUCAUGAUACCCCUUUUGAGGAUGGAACUUUUAAACUUACACUCGAGUUUACGGAAGAAUAUCCAAAUAAACCACCAACAGUGAGAUUUGUAUCUAAAAUGUUUCAUCCAAAUGUAUAUGCUGAUGGAAGCAUUUGCCUUGAUAUUCUUCAGAAUAGGUGGAGCCCAACGUAUGAUGUUUCAGCCAUUUUAACUUCAAUACAAUCUCUUCUGGACGAACCGAAUCCAAAUAGUCCUGCGAAUAGUUUAGCAGCGCAGUUAUACCAGGAGAAUAGACGGGAAUAUGAAAAAAGGGUAGCUACCAUUGUAGAGCAGAGCUGGUUGAACUUUAAUGAAGAUGAAGAAAAGGAAGCUAGAAAAGAUUCUUAGAGACUAAUCUUCAUGGAUAUCUUAGCUAAAAUUAUGAAGUUGUGAUUGCGCACUGUACACUUUUUUCCCUUAUAACAUGGCAUCAUCUCGUCAUGACCCAGUGAAUUCUGAAUACUUUUGUGAAUGAAUAUUUGCUGCCUGCCUGAAAGUUUCGACAUUUUUUCCCAGAAAAAUUCACUUUGAUAAACUGUACGGAUUUCUCAAUUAUUUUAUUUGUUUUCUGUCAGUGUAAUUAGUAGCCAUAAAUUGAUUCGGAAGAGAUAGUAACGUGCUGUACAUCUUGUAUGUAUAAUUAAUUAGUUAUUAUGUAAUUUAUAUUUUUUCCUGUUUAUCAAAUAUAUAUAGAGAGAGUCUUCGGCUUUUUUUUUUUGUUUUGUUUUUGUUUUGUUUUUUUUUUGUAAUAUUACUAUUUUCCACUUAUGAUUUUACUGCCGUAACUUAUACAAUUAGAGAAAAUCUAUGUAGAUAUUUGGGCUGUUUAAUUAUUACAAAAACUGCACCAGCAGUGGCUUUCAAUUUUUAAGGAAUGGGUUUAGUCAGUACUCCCAGUAAUGUACAUUAUAUUUUUAUUUGAGUGCAAUGGAUCUUUACGCUUUUCUCUAAUUAGCUUAAAGAUUUCUGUUGGGAGAUUCCUUAUUCUACAUCAAAAUAUCCAUAGAAAUUUUACUUUCAGGAAUAGUUUAAAAACAAAAAAAAAAAGAAGUGAGAAAUUACCUUAAAACUAAUUCUGCAAAAAACUUCAGAGUUGAUAUUGAUAUGGUUCCAGUAUCGAAAGAAAAUGUUAUAUACCACUAUAUAUAUAUAUACAGUAUAUAUAUACAUAUAUGUAUAUGCUAUAUAUCAAGAAAUUGGUAUCCUCAUCUAAUAUUUCCUUUUAAAGUGACAAUAGUUGUAUACAUGUACUUGUGGAGUAUAUCAUCUUUCAUUUGAGUUCAUUGGUUGUUAAAAAUUUAGAAGAAGAAAAACAAAAAAAAAAAUAAUAAUAAAGCGACAAUGAAUAUUGUCGGAAUAUAUGAAUAUCUUUGUUCAUCUGUAUACCAAAGAAGCUUGUAAAUGAACACUGCUGGAACUAGUUGCAAGCCAUAUCUAGGGGAAUGUGUUUUUUCCUAUCUACAGCAUACAAAAAAAAAAAAAAAAAAAAAAUACAAUUAUUUUUCUUCUUAGUCUUUGCUUUACUGGUUUAGACAUAAAGAAAAAAAUAUUUCAAGUAUAGAAAACUGUG
Messenger RNA from Centruroides sculpturatus (bark scorpion), 1928 nucleotides. It is a transcript of the gene Ubc6, whose product is annotated as ubiquitin-conjugating enzyme E2 A. Gene Ontology annotation, biological process: proteasome-mediated ubiquitin-dependent protein catabolic process; DNA repair; protein polyubiquitination. The transcript is spliced from 4 exons. Gene Ontology annotation, cellular component: HULC complex. Bases 212 to 706 code for a protein of 164 amino acids. The record is from RefSeq and is a predicted model, not a curated record. Lineage: Eukaryota; Metazoa; Arthropoda; Arachnida; Scorpiones; Buthidae. Gene Ontology annotation, molecular function: ubiquitin conjugating enzyme activity.